Messenger RNA from Dicentrarchus labrax (European seabass), 2222 nucleotides. RefSeq names its product 3-keto-steroid reductase/17-beta-hydroxysteroid dehydrogenase 7. The record is from RefSeq and is a predicted model, not a curated record. Lineage: Eukaryota; Metazoa; Chordata; Actinopteri; Moronidae. Gene Ontology annotation, molecular function: estradiol 17-beta-dehydrogenase [NAD(P)+] activity; 3-beta-hydroxysteroid 3-dehydrogenase (NADP+) activity; 5-alpha-androstane-3-beta,17-beta-diol dehydrogenase (NADP+) activity. Gene Ontology annotation, cellular component: endoplasmic reticulum membrane. Bases 186 to 1205 code for a protein of 339 amino acids. The transcript has 9 exons. Gene Ontology annotation, biological process: cholesterol biosynthetic process.
CCACGUAUCUGCUCGUGCAUAUAGGCUGCUGUUUUUUUCCAUCGGGAUCGGACGAUGGGCUGAACACACUGACAGUAUAUGGCUGAACCCCGCCGGCCCCCGCUGUCAGACUCUGUCCCCGCUUUCAGGCUCUGUCCCCGGGGCCCGAGCUCACCUGCAGCCGCCUCCAGCUCCUCCGCUCGGACAUGGAGAGAGUUGUGGUUGUAACCGGAGCGAACAGCGGCAUUGGCCUGGCCCUGUGUGAAAGGCUGCUGACGGAGGAGAGCCAGCUCCGGCUUUGUCUGGCCUGCAGAAACCUGCAGCGGGCCGAGGCUGCCCGCGCCUCUCUCCUGACCUCUCACGCUGACGCCAGCGUAGACCUGCUGCACCUCGAUGUGGGCUCUGUGCAGUCCGUGCUCGCUGCUGCUCAGGAGGUCAAGGCCAGGUACGGCAGAAUUGACUUUCUGUAUCUGAAUGCAGGAAUUAUGCCCAAUCCACAAGUGAAUGUCAAAGCCUUUUUCAAGGGUCUCUUCUCCUGGAAUGUCAUCAACAUGUUUGCGACAGCAGAGGGUCUCUUAACUCAACAGGACCUCGUCAACUCAGAUGGUCUGCAGGAAGUUUUUGCCACCAACCUCUUCGGUCACUUUCUCCUGAUCAGGGAGCUGGAGCCUCUGCUGUGUAAGACAGACCAUGUGUCCAGGGUCGUGUGGACCUCCUCGAGUAACGCCCGCCGCUCUGCCUUCAGCAUGGAGGACAUGGAGCACAGAAAUGGGACGGAGCCCUACAGCUCCUCAAAGUACGCAUCAGACCUGCUCAGCCUGGCGCUAAACAGGCACAAGAACAGCCAGGGGCUGUUCUCCUCUGUAAUAUGUCCAGGACUGGUGAUGACUAAUCUGACGUACGGCAUCCUCCCCUCCGGCUUCUGGACUCUCAUUAUGCCCAUUAUGUGGCUGAUUAGGAUCUUCACCAACACGUUCACACUUACACCAUACAACGGAGCGGAGGCACUGCACUGGUUGUUUCUUCAAAAGCCAGAGUCUCUGGAUCCAAGAGCAAAGUAUCACAGUUUAACAUCAGGACUUGGAACAAACUACACUCAGCCUCGACAGAUGGACAUUGAUGAAGGAACGUCUGAAGUCCUCUAUUCAAAACUUCUUGAACUUGAGAAAGUAGUAAGAAGGACACUGAGUGAGAGCAAUGCUGACAAAGAAUCUGAUGGACAGUGAGACAGAGUAGACGUGAUUCUUUUGUGAUGGAAGGUUUCUGCUCUUGGGAAAUGAACCAUGUACAAUUUGUGAAGAAGAACAAUAACAGUGCUCUUAUUCUUUUCAUUCUUGCCAGUUGUACCAUUGAGUUAUUUUUGUUUGUCGUCUUUUCCACAAAAUUACCCACAUGAGCUAAUGUGCCUAUUGCAGAGUUUAUAUCUGAAUAACAACUUUUUUUAUUUCUUUUUUUAUAAACCGUAAUGGGGUUGGGGUUGUUGGGUCUUGGUCAGAACGAGUUCUCUUUUUGAUCAGAAGAUUGUGUCCAACAUACGAUUUUCUAAGUCCAAAUUAGGUCUAAAAGUUAUUCUCCUUCAGGUGGAAAAAUAACAACCAGGAUUCAUCAAAGUUGGCAGUAGAUUAGAGCUUUAUUAUCUUAACAGACAAACAAAGCCUGAGCCAUCCAUGGAAAGACUGAAUUCACUCUCACAAAGCUUCUCCUUAUAUACUCUUGCACUCCGUCCAGCCCAUCUUCUACCUUUCCAACCUAUGACAGAAUGGUGUAAAUUCCCUUUGGAAAGACCCUAAAAUUCCACCAACCUGUGGCUUUUUCGGUUCUACUAGUGUCUUAUCAGUCCAAUUAUCCUGCACCUGUUGGGCCCAUGCUCCAUUCUACUGGUGUCUUGCUCGCCUAAUUAUCCUGCACCGUCAGGCCUAUGUUCUUAUCACAGAACCCACAGGCUUCAUGGCCUACACCAGUAGGCCAUGACAUUUUCUUUUUGCUCUCCUUUCAUCAGGAUUACACCAUUAGAAUCUAAUUUACUGUACUUCUAUUUUUUAAAAACCAUUUAAUACCUUUUUCUUACACCAUUAUGUCACAGAUGUCUUCUACUGUAUUUUUAAAAACUUUAUAAACUUUAUAAGAUGAUAAGAGACUUGUGUUACAAACACACACACAUUUGGUAUAAUCAGUGCUCAUUUCUUUGCUACACAACUACACAUUCUAUAUGUUCCACACAUUAAAUCAAACUUUUACUGAAA